Molecule: messenger RNA, 4654 nt
Organism: Podarcis muralis (Common wall lizard)
Lineage: Eukaryota; Metazoa; Chordata; Lepidosauria; Squamata; Lacertidae
Source: RefSeq, a predicted model, not a curated record
UAAUGUUCUUUUUAAAGAACUGAAACCUGCGCUAGCAGGCUCUGUUAAAUGCCACUAACUGCUUUAAAGGUUAAUGAUCCAAAUACUCUCUUGAGUUGUGCUCUUUACUCAGAGUACCUCUUUGUUUACUUCCUUUUUUCUGUUGAUUUAGUUAUACAAAACGAGCACUUGAUUUGCUAUUACUUGUUUAUAAAGUCUGUUCCUCUCUGAGGGCGGCUGCUGUGCUGGUUGCGUUGGUGUUGCUGUUUACCUCUGAUGUUACAAAGAACACUAGUGUAGCACCCUGUAUUAUUCAGUGAAGGAAUCCUCUGUUUUAUGGGUGGCACUGAAAAUGGGACUGCUGCAUUGAUAUGGUGGUGUUGUGGUGAAAUCACCAUGAGUUGGCUGUUUGGGUGUGUUCCAUCUUGUGAGGACUUCUGCCUGUUUCUGACACAUGUCAAGUUCAGGGUUAAAAACCUCCUGGAAAAUCUUUUUGAGCUGUGAGCUGAGACUACAGAGGGUUGUGAGUCAUUAUUUAACCUUCAUGGGAUCAAUCAUCAUGUACAGUCACCCGUUAUUUAGCACCCAGGGCCUUGAGCUCUGUGGGGAAGCCCCGCUGGUGGUUCUGACAUUUACAGAAUGCUGUGGGGAACAUGAGGCCCAGGGCACCCCUGAACCUUCCCCAGGCUACACCCUUUACUGGCCCUGUUUUGCACAGCAAACCAAUGGCAAAACGUGGUUUCAUUUCAUUUAUAGAGGUGCACACUCUGAAAGGGUGCAGAAGUGCCCUAUGGCAGAUAAACUUGGAAUACCUCAAGCAACAGUGUGUGACUGUGCGUAAGUAAAAGUGACUUUGGGGAGAGAUAUCUCUGGAAAGACCGCAAGCAAUCAUGACCUCUUCCAUCUUUGCUUCUCAGAAAAUGGCAUUCAGUGACAUAUUGCCUCUAAGAAAUCACCAUCCAUGAUGAGCAUAGGCUUGGCGAAAGCGCUGGUUCGUGUUGCGCCAGGGCCGAAUGAGCGGAAACCCUGAUGUCCUAGAGUAUUACCGAAACAGCCAUUCCAAAAAACCCAUCCGGGUGAUCGACCUGAAUGAAUGUGAGGUGGUGAAGCACUCGGGCUCGAGCUUCAUCAAGAAAGAAUUCCAAAACAACUUUGUCUUCAUUGUGAAAACGACUUACCGCACCUUCUACCUGGUGGCCAAAUCGGAGGAGGAAAUGCAGGCUUGGGUGCACCACAUCACCCAAAUCUGCAACUUCGGACAUUUGGAAGAUGGAACAGAUUCCGGAGACAGCCUCUCCCACACCACCACUUCCCCGCAACCUUCACCAGCCGCCUCUGCCCACGCCUUGAGGGUUGCAGACCCUUCCCUUUUGGCCGACCAGGCUGCUGCGGAUGCUUCUGCUGCAGAGGAGACAGCAAGCGAGUCAGAGUCUGUCUUCCUUCCUGACUAUCUGUUCUUAUCGAACUGUGAGACCGGAAAACUCAGUCAUGUCAGGUGCCACAGCUGGUCCAAUUCUGACCGAUCCCUGGAGCAGACUUCAUCAGACGAUGUCUUUGUUGACUUUGUGGCAUCUCAGCCCUCACUUUAUCUACAGCCUUCUGGCAUCCUGCUGCAAGAGAUGCCCCAGACAAUGGGUCAUGGGGCUCUUCUCAAGAAUGCAGAUUCAAGCGGUCCCCCUUCUAGCGAUUUCUCCUCUUCCUCACCACUUUCAGGACCUCCCUUGACACCAACCUUAUUGGUUGAUAAAAGCCCGAGUGCUCUUUCCUAUGGCAUUACUGAACUUGAUGUUCUGGGCAAUACCCCACCACCAAGGCCUCCUAAGCCAACCCACUUUGCAGACAAACGGGUUGAAGAGCCAUCCAGUGGGGCCCUUCAGAAUGGACACGUUGGGAUCUCGUGUGCUCAAGGGGCAUUGGUGCCAAGGAGAAUCUCCUUGUCUGGAUUGGACAGCAUGAGAAGUUGGAGAGCUGACUUGGAAGGAAAUUCCCUAAGACGCAGGGAUAAGAGGCUUAGCUUGAAUCUGGUUCAAUCCCCGGCAUCUGCAGGUGGAGUUGAGAGAGAUCCUCGUCUGAAACCUUGGAGAGCUUCUGCCAGUCAGUGUAGAGGAUACCAAGCAAGAUGGACCAAUAAGGCAGCUUCCUCUCCAAGUCGUUUUAGCCCUCUCUACUCCUGCACAUCAAAUAGUUCCGAGGACAGUUAUGUGCCUAUGCACCCCAGCAUCUCCCCACCGAUCCCAGGAUCUGACUGCACACCUGACGGCUACAUUCCCAUGAGUCCAGGCUCAGCUACGUUUAUCCAUUCUGCAGCCAGCAUAGAAAAAAUCUCCAGCCCUCUGCCUGAGCUCCCCACAGACCUGGAACCACCUCCGGUGAACCGGGAUCUCAAGCCUCGUCGAAAAUUCCGACCACCUCCGCUGGACCUGCGAAACCUUUCCACCAUCCGAGAACAUGCUGCCUUAACCAGGACGUGGACUGUGCCUUACAAUCGAACAAGCUUUAUCUCUCCAGAAAGAGACUGCAUUAAUUCAGCGAGAGUAUUUGCCAGUUCAGUUUCCGGAGAGGAAGAAGAAAGUUACAUUCAAAUGGAGCAAGCAACAUCUCCAUGCAAUGGAGCAUUCCAAUGGCCAAAGAACUUCAGCCUUGAUUAUUUAGCACUGGAUUUUAAUUCCGCUUCUCCGUCUCCUGUACAAAAGAAACCUUUCCUAUCUGAAGAACAAAGAGUGGAUUAUGUCCAAGUAGAUGAGCAAAGAACUCAAGCUCUCCAGAACACUAAGCAGGAAUGGACAGAUGAAAGGCAAUCCAAAGUUUGAAGAGAGAAGCGUUGACUAGCUUGAAUUUGCACAUUAAAAUCCAGGAAGUUUGGAUGAUUCAGCAGUGCCAGUGCAAAGCAGAAGUCUCUGGCAUUGUGAAAUAGAGUGAUGGUCAGCCGCUUUCUUUAGAAGCCACAUCUUUUGGGGGUGGAAGGAGCACAUCAGUGAGAGAGGAUUGAGUUGUGCUAUGUCCAGAUCACAUAGUCACUGUCAUCUUCUCAAUCCCUCCUUCCAGUAAGGACCUGUGGUACCAUUUUAACACCUGAAUUUGGUCCUCUCUAAACACUUAAUGGGAACAAAAGUCUUGCAAUGUCACAUGAAACACUGCAGUUACUUAUUCCUGUUUUAGAUAUAUGUAUAUAAAUGUAUAUAUCCCUGCCUAUUUAACAGAUGCUGCAUACACUGUAGUGUCUGGUACUGACAGGUGUUUGAGAAUAAGGGCUAAACAUUGGAAACAAUUUAAAAACAAACUUCUUUUUUUUUGCAGGGGUGGGGGGAGUGGGAGUUGAGGAUUUCCCUUAGUAUAAUAUGUUUAACUGUCAUUCAUUUAUUGAAGAAUGUAAAUAGAACUUUGCACUGUUGACAAUGGAAAUAAUUGUUCCCCUCUUGUGCUCAUCAUGCAUCAUGGAAAACUCACAUCCACCACAGUUAAUCUUGCCCUACUUUCGUGGCCACCUUUCCAUCUGAUGAGCUCACAAUACAUUUGGGGUUUUCCUUUUCCUUCUGUUAUGACCUGUGCUGCAAGGAGUUGCUUCCAACGUAGCACAAGCCCUACUGUGCAUCCUCUCACUUAACUGAACCUUUCCGAAAGAAAUCAAUGGAAGCAGCAAAGCUAUUUCUUCUUUCAUUAAAACAAAGCCUUGACACAGUCGGUCAAGCACCAGAAAGCAUUAUCUACACAGUAAAGGAAGAGAAUGGCAUUGAGAUACACAGGGAUAGUCAUCUGGCUUAUGGAUCUCAACCAGGGCAUUCGUCCCAGAUGGCAGAGCAAGGAUUUUGCUCCCACCAUUGAUGCUAGGAAAUGUCUGGAACAGACUUGCUAAAGCCUUUUAGCAGUAAUAUAAUUCACUUCACAUUUAGCCUUCUUUUAAUAAAAAUAAAUGAGGAUAUAGCAACUCCGGUCUUCUGUUGGGGGCAGUGGUUUGCUAAAUUGGGACUGUUUUAAUGUUUCAAAGGGCUUCCACUCCCCCAGUUACCACCUCUCCCUCCCCAUCCCUGCUGACAGGGCUGCUUUGUUUAUAACAGCUUAGUAGCAGGCUGAAAUUGAACCAAUGAAGCUUUCACUAAUCACUGCUCCUACAUACACUGCUGGUUGGAUAUCUCUUGGGGCCGGCUACAACACUGCUGCCUGUACAGACACUGCCAGUAAAGAAAAAGGGUAACUGCCAAUAAUUAGGUCUUGCAAACAGGUUCAUUUCAAUGAGUUGCUUGGUAGGGGUGGGCAACAUGUCACCCUUUAGAUAGUCAUGGACCAGAACUCCCAGCAUUCUUGACCAUUGGCCAUGCUGGUUGAGGUGAAUGGGAGCUGGGGGUCCAGCAACAUCUGGAUGGUCCCAGAUUCCCCAUCUCUGAUGUUAGCACUGUGCAAGCUCCCUGUCCCUCUUUCAGUUCAAGACACAAUUCAGUUUGGAUCAAUUCACACCCAACAUCCAAAUCAAAAUUUGGAGAUCCGAAUCUUCAGUCCUCAGAGAGGCAUGUAUUGGGAAGCCAAAAUGACCACAAUCCUCCCCCUAGAUGCAUGACAUUUGAAUACAUGGUAGCUCCUCCAGAGAGGGUUUCAAAUAGGUAGAUCCAGGGGUUUAUGUGCUAGCCAUCUUUAAAGCUUGUCCCCCUUCACACACAAAUAAAGUGUUUCAAAAGUAAAA